Molecule: messenger RNA, 921 nt
Organism: Lachancea nothofagi CBS 11611
Lineage: Eukaryota; Fungi; Ascomycota; Saccharomycetes; Saccharomycetales; Saccharomycetaceae
Source: the annotation of a GenBank genome assembly
AUGGGUAUCUUAGUCAAAUCCAGAUCCAGAUCCUUGAAGGAUGUCGAGAUUCCAGCCGGAACCAAGACUUUAAGCUCUGCGUUGGAUUCGAUUUCCGCUAAAAAUAAGAAUAUCAACACGAACCGUAUCAGAUUGACUAUUCUAAAGGAAGAUAAGCAGAUUCCCAUAACGUCCGAUCAUGCUUUCGAAGAUUUGAGCACAGUCCAACUGUUUGCGAAGGACAUUGGUCCCCAAAUUUCAUGGAGAUUUGUCUUCUGCAUGGAAUAUUUGGGUCCUAUAAUCCUGCAUUCCCUCAUGUACUAUUUGUCUACGAGGCCGGCACUGGCCAAAUAUCAUUGCAAGUCGCGUGGCUAUAAUCCGUUUGUCAAUAAAGUUGCUUACCUACUUGUAAUGGUUCACUAUGUUAAGAGGGAGUUGGAAUCCUUGUUCCUUCACAAGUUCGCACAAUCAACAAUGCCAUUGUUUAACUUGUUCAAGAAUUCCUUUCACUACUGGAUUCUUAACGGAGCUAUCUCUUUGGGUUAUUUCGGUUACGGAUUUAUACUCAAGGAUGCCACCGUUUUCAAGCUUUAUUCCACUUUCAAGUUAGAUAAUAGCUUUAACCUUUUGCUAAGCGUUUUCAUGGUGGCUGAAUUUUGGAACUUUUACACUCACUACCAGCUGCGUCGUUGGGGAGAUUCUCAAAAAGCCAAAGGCAUCACCCAGCGCGUUCCGUUGGAGGAUGGUAUAUUCAAAAUAUUCGUGGCCCCUAACUAUACUUUUGAAGUGCUAGCUUGGACGGCUUUCACGUUGAUUUUCAAACUCAAUGUGUUCGCCGUCUUUUUCUUAGCCGUCUCUACUGUGCAGCUUUAUGCUUGGGCUGCUAAAAAGAAUCGGAAAUAUGGUACAAGGAGGGCGUUUUUGAUCCCCUACAUCUUUUAA